Messenger RNA from Drosophila erecta, 558 nucleotides. RefSeq names its product chorion protein S19 (gene Cp19). Gene Ontology annotation, cellular component: egg chorion. Lineage: Eukaryota; Metazoa; Arthropoda; Insecta; Diptera; Drosophilidae. The transcript has 2 exons. The record is from RefSeq and is a predicted model, not a curated record. Gene Ontology annotation, biological process: multicellular organism development. The coding region runs from base 1 to 558 and encodes 185 amino acids.
AUGAACAAGUUCGCUUCUCUGGCCGUCAUCUUCUGCGCCUGCAUCGUGGGCAGCUGCUAUGCCAACUACGGUGGCCAGCAGAGCUACGGACAGCGAUCCUACGGCCAGGAGGGCUCCGCCGCCUCCGCCGCCAGCUCGGCAGCUGCUGCUGGAGCCGAGGGUCAGCAGCGUUAUGAGCGCCCCGUGGAGAUCAUUGCCGGUGGACCCCGCGGCAGCUAUGCCCCCGAGAUCCUGCGCCCCAUCCAGGUCAGCGGAGGUUAUGGCGGUGAGCGACGUGGCUACAACGGUGGCAACUACCGUCGUGGCGGCUAUGGACCCCGUUGGACUGUCCAGCCCGCCGGAGCCACCCUCCUGUACCCCGGCCAGAACAACUACAGGGCCUACGUCUCGCCCCCGGAGUACAGCAAGGUGAUCCUGCCCAUCCGCCCCGCUGCUCCAGUGGCCAAGCUCUUCGUGCCCGAGCACCAGUAUGGCAACCAGUAUGGCAACCAGUAUGGCAACCAGUAUGGCAACCAGUACGUCAGCCAGUACUCUGCACCCCGCAGCAGCGGCUACUAG